AUGGACCCGGCCGUGAUAGCGGAAUUGGAUGAUCAGAUAAUUUAUCAGGCGACAAAGGACAUAUUUAUUGGUCAGAAGGCCAAAUUCAGAAAGCUUGGGCCUGUAAAGAAAUCAAUUGGGAGCCAUCUACGGAAGGGCAGUCUAGUCCAGCAACUUGUGACUCAGUAUGGCGCCGACGCCAUACACCAGCCAGUAUUGAAGCUCCUUUCGGAUAGGGUUUACGAAUCAACCUCGAUUGCAAGUGAGCGUUUUCCGGACCUGUUCGAGCCUUCUACAGCCCAGACCGCAGCAAGGAGUUUACUGGAAGCAGAAGCUACCAGGAGUGAACAAGCUGCGCUGGAAGGUAUUAUCCAAACUCAAUGGGCUAGCAGUCAAGGGACCCUCGACUGUACAGGAAUCACAACAAUGGCAUUAGAUGACAUUAAUAACAAUAUUACGGAAAGCGAAACUGGUGACUUAUCGCUGUUUCCUGUAUAUUUGCCGUUCCCUAUCGAGCACAUGCUUAUGGAGAAACUGCAAAAGACAUUAGAACUUGCUUGUUUUGACUUUGGAACGAGAGCUCUCCCGGAUAUUAUGCGAAAACGCGGUUGGGAAUGUCCUGAAUCGGUCGAACUCAAUAGAUGGGCCGAGCUCUUCGGACGUGAGGGGAGUAUGAGAGGCAAGAUCGAUAAAGAUCUCCCGAAAGAACUACUGCGUUCGAUUGCAUCCAUCAGACAUACAGCUGUUCAUCGCCUGCGCACUAACUCAGCAGGGCUAGAACGGUUUCUUACUGAUGCCGAACGGCUUGCCGGAAUUCUAGGGGAUACCGUAUAUGCAAAAGCCAUCUCGCACCUACGUUCAGAUGCUCAGUCAGCAUUUAUGGAGCUUACACAAAAUAAACAGUUUAUACAACUGCAACUUGAACAUUCUCAGGAAGAAAUAGCCAAGAAGCGCGCUGAACUCGACCAGGAGGAGCAGGAGGUUCUACGCUGUAUCGCAAAAGAGGACGAGAAGUACCGAAUGUUGGCGGGUGAUAGGCUACAAAAUGCUCUCGAGCGUAUGGAAGACAAGAAAAUAGCAGUGGAUAGGGAGGAUGCGGUCUUCGAUGGUAUUAAUGGUAUCGAGACGAACAUUUUCUAUGCUGAUGACAGCGAUGUCGAUUAUGCAGACCAGUUCGAAGAUUGCGACGAAACAUGGAUUCCUUAG
Molecule: messenger RNA, 1185 nt
Organism: Fusarium odoratissimum NRRL 54006
Lineage: Eukaryota; Fungi; Ascomycota; Sordariomycetes; Hypocreales; Nectriaceae
Exons: 2
Coding region: 1-1185 (394 amino acids)
Source: RefSeq, a predicted model, not a curated record